GCGUCGGCUUUUGAUAAAGAAAAGCAUCAACGGAAAUGUGACAUGCCAUAAAGAUACUCUCUUCAUCCGAAGCAUUAAAUGGGAUAAGAUUUACAUUUUUCAAAAUGUGACAAGAGGAACUAAGAAGAACCUGACCUCAGUAUAUAAGAUAAUCCAUGCCCACCCUUAAGAGAUACAUAAUGUGCUUUACUCUUCGAUUGAAUCGGCACAAAAAACUUGUUCUUUUUGCAAUUGUUGCUUUGACUGUCAUAUUAAUCCAUCGAUACAUGCAAAGUGACCAUUACUUGAUCGAGGAAUUUUCUUUCUCGUUACCACCGUCCCAGAAAUCAGGUCCCCACAACGAAGUACAUAAUCAAGGUCAUGCUAGAAUCACACAAAAAAUGAAGCAUGUAUCAGAGGAAGAAUCGCAACGCUAUGUCGAUUACAUGGCGGAAAACUUCAUCAUAAACUUCACAGUUAUCAGAAACACAGCAUCGUACGCAUUAAAGAAAAUUUCUCUCCAUAAUGUAGGUCAACUAAAAAUACCCUACUUUGUGUGGAGUAUAUACUUUUAUGACAUAACCUUCGUAGGGAAUAGCAGGUUUCCUUAUCCCAUGGGUCUGAGGUUAGAUAAUGCCGAACUUCUGAUUUUCCAUGAGGGUGGGAAUCUUUAUCGUCUACAACCAACGAAUAAAUUUCCACCAACUAUCCAUCCAGAUGACAGAAUUGAGGUUGAAUACGACGCGUAUGGACCUCAUGUUUCUCGUUAUUUUUCUUUUCCAAACUGGUUUGUCUCAUGCCCCACAUGUGCCCCUAGAAUUUUGAAAUGCACACAAGGUGAAAGUUUGGAUUUUGUCGAAAAGUUGUCUAAAGUGCCGCAGUUGAAACGAUUUGAGAAUGACCUACAUAAACCUUUUACAGUAAACGACAGAUUUAAAAGGAAUUCAGCCACAGGUAACCUACGUAAACUUCCCAUGAAUUCCGUCAUCCCCACCCCCCUCAAGGUUGAGGGGGGCGAUGGGGAUUCACUUCUUGUAACUACCGGUGACUGGGUUAUCAAUGCUCAAGAUUUUAAAGAGGAGGCCAAACUGCUUGCUGAAUCCCUCCAGUUAGACAUGAAGAAAACAGAAGCAGUCUCAACUGUCAUAACUUUCAGCCGCACUAAAAUCAACUUACCUACGGACUCAAAACUUUCUCUAUCAGAAGCCUACGAGAUUUUGAUUGACCCGGAUUCAGACACAAUCCAGAUAAAGGCAAAUUCGGAACCCGGAGCAUUUUACGCUGUACAAACACUUUUCUCACUCAUGGAGAAAGAGCAGGACAAGAAAACCAGGUCGGUGGGGUAUCGCUUUCCUAAAAUUAAGAUCACAGAUGCCCCUCGCUUCGAGUACCGAGGACUGAUGUUGGAUGUAAGUCGUAAUUUUGUCACCAAGAAAGACAUCUUGAAGCUGCUAGAUUUGAUGGCGAUGUAUAAAAUUAACAAGUUCCAUUUCCACCUGACCGAUGAUGAUGGUUGGAGGUUUGAAGUCCCCCAGUUUCCAGAGUUAACAAAGUUUGCUGCUAAUCGCUGUCAUGACCCGUCCCGCAAAGUCUGCCUCCCACCAUCAUUAGGAUCUGGUCCAUAUACUAACACAUCCGGAUCUGGUUACUACUCCGUCCAAGAUUACAAAGAGAUUUUAAGGUAUGCCAAAUCCAGGCACAUCCAGGUCAUUCCAGAGGUAGAUGUCCCGGGUCACGCCGGGUCAGCAGUCAAGGCCAUGGAACUCCGAUACAAGAAAACAAAAGAUGCUAAGUAUCGUCUCACAGAUCCAGAUGACCUAUCCAAAUACAGAUCUGCCCAAGCCCAUACAGACAAUGCAGUAAAUCCUUGUAUCGAUUCCACCUAUGAAUUCUUCAAGGUCAUUCUACUUAACCUUCAUGACAUGCACAAGGACAUUCAACCUUUGACCUAUUACAUGUUGGGUGGGGAUGAGGUCGCCAAAGGAGCCUGGGAGAGAUCUCCGGUGUGUGAGAAAUUCAAAAGGGAUAAGGGACUGAUGGGUUACCAUGAUUUGAAGAAGUAUUUUUUCAAGAGGCUAGUGAAUGAGCUGAAACUUAAGGGCUUGAAUGUUGGAUUAUGGGAAGAUGCCGUCCUAAAUGAUAAUCAGGAACCUCAUCCAGUGGAAGAGAGCAAAAAGGGAAAACUCUAUACAUACAGCUGGACCAACAUCUGGGAAUGGAAAAAAGGUUCCUUGGCUUAUAAACUCGCCAAUGCUGGUUACAAGGUGGUGAUGUCCCCUGCUACAUACUUUUACUUAGAUCACCCCUAUGAACCUGACCCUGAGGAGAGGGGUCUGUACUGGGCCACGAGGUACAUAGACACUCAGACCGUCUUCAGUUAUCAGCCAGACGAUUUGUACCGGAACAGAGGGACUCAGCAUAACGGGGCCCCAAUGACAGAUGAUAUUUUGUGCUCAGGGGGCUGUCCCCCCUUAAAAGAACCUCAGAAUAUUAAAGGAAUCCAGGCUGACUUGUGGACGGAGACUAUCAGAAAUGUUGACCAGAUGGAAUAUAUGUUGUUCCCACGAUUACUAGCCCUGGCAGAGCGAGCUUGGCACAAAGCACCCUGGGAAAACAUCAAAGACCUGACCAGACGGAAUCUGAAGCAGCAGACAGACUGGGAGGUGUUCGCCAACAAAGUGGGUCACAAAGAGCUGAGGCGAUUGGAGGAGAAGAGGGUCAAGUAUCGCUUAGAUCUUCCUGGGGGAAGAUUCAGUAACUCAAUUUUGGAAGUAAACACAAUUUUCCCAGGAACUCCUACUGAAUACAGCUUGGAUGGGGGAAAAACAUGGAAAAAGUAUGACCCAGAAAUUUCAACUAAACUCCAACACAAAGGCAGCAUCUUGUUGAGAUCUUCAUCAUUUGAUGGGAAAAGGAAAAGCAGAGUUGUGUCAGUGGAUUGAAAAUGAAAAUGAUGUCUUUUCGUCUUCUGUUUAUGUAAAUUUGAUUAAUUAUGUUUAAUGGUGUUUGAUGUUAUAAUAAUGUUAUGUUCAUCUCAUCUUGUAGUAUUUAUUGCCAAAAAAAAUGUUUCUUUUUAAAAAUGAACCUAUGAUAUAACAGGGUAUACCCUAGCUGUAAUUUCUAUCUAUGUUACUUUGCUCUCCAAGGGUAUAUGAAUAUAGCUAUUUUGUUUUGGAUUCUGUUCUUUUGAUCCAAGUUACAUGCAUUAGCCAUUGAGGAAUGAAGAUGGUUUCAUAAUACCAUGUGUAUCUAUUUGUAUAUGGUAAUUGUUAAUUUUAUUUUCUAUAAUUAUAUGAUGAGAUUGGCCAACACUUUAAUGAUGUAAAAAAAAAAAUCUCAGUAAUAUUUUCCUACACUAUUCCUAUUUACAGGCCUGUGUUUUUUAAGAUGCAAUGCAUUUAUAAAGUGCCAUAACCAAGGAUUUGUAGAACUUGCCAAAUAUCCAUGCUCUGUAUUCAUAAACAUUUAUGUGGGAUAAUAAUAUGUAUCAGAUGUUAUUGUAAAUUAAUUAAUAAUAAUUAUUGAUUAGCUGCUGUACAUGUAAUGUACUUAUUUAUUUGGUAGUGGUACACAUGUAAAAUUUAAUGGAAUUCUUUCUUAGUUUGAGGAAGAAGGAGAGAAUGUUAUGUACAGUAAAACACAUGUACAGUUAUAGCGAAGUACGAAGGAUGUGCAAUUUAGAUUUCUUAACGUACAUGUAAUUCAUUUUAUUCAUUAAGAUUAGAAAGUGUUUUGAAAACAUGGGGAUUAAAAAUCACUUUUCUGUAAACAUGAAUUCAUUAUAAGUUUGUUUGCUAGAAUUGUAUUUUACUGUAUUUCCUUAUUAGACCUACAUAGAUACAAAAUUAACCCAUAUAUAUUUUUUUCAGUUAUUUAUAACUCAGUAAUUCCUAGUUUUCUUUUUGAUCUAUGAAUGAGUUGCACAUACAUGUGUAAUCUGCUUGGUUAUAAAAAAUUAACCUUUUGUCUUCCCACCUUUACACAUAACAGUAUUUUUAUUUUUCAUAGAUUUUUUUUCUUUUUUUUCCCACAGAAUUAUUAAAUAAUUUGAAAAAAAUAAAAAAGGUGGGGGAUUGAGAUUUUUUUUUUCACAUUUAGGAAAAGAAGAAUUCAAUUCUUGACUUUCAUAUGUACUUUGAUAUACUGUAUAUUUUGUGUGAAAUAAAUUGACAUUCCAAUUAUUUUAAUAUGUAGAUCUACAUUUGUACAUGCAUAUAUUGAUUGACAACACUUGCAGAGAUUUUUUUCUCUAUAUGAAUUCUAAUCUUUCAUUACAAUGUGUUUGUGUUAUUUAAACUUCUGUGUGUGUGUGUGUUUGUUAUUUGAAUUUACUAAAUAUUUCAUCACUGUUUUGGAGAUGUACUGUGUACAUAUUGUAUUCACCAAAGAAACACUUAAUUUCCAAAAAAAAAAAAAAAGAAAAAAGCAAAUUGAUUUUCUGAUUUUUAUGUGUUUCAUGAUGGAAAACCUGAUUUUCGAUUGUCUGAAAUUGUUGUAAAUAAUAUAAUUUCCUUAAAUUAAAUAUGGCAAUUCACUUUAAAAUAUCCAUGGUAUUUGAGAAAUCGGAAUUUGAAAAAAUCAAAGUUCAACUGUACAUAAUUAUACAGCUUUUUAUCUAAGGUGUCAUUUUUUGUAUCAUAUUAAUGGUUCCCAUAUGUAGAAUUCUAAGGUUAACUUCAAAUUCACUGAAUGUUUUUCCUGUAUAUAAUAUUGGAAAUGUAGUAUAGAAAUAUAAUUAUACUCACUGCCUUACUACCUAUGUAAUCGUCCAUGUAAAAAAAAAUAUUGUAUUUCGAUCAUAUCAAAAUGUUUCAUGCUCAUAAUCUGGUACUUAAAAUGUAUCCUCACUGAAAACCCCUCCAUUUUUACCUUAUGGUCCAGUAAUGAAACUACAUUGUAAGCACUUAAGAAAAUGAUGGAAAAUCAAGAUGUUAUUAACAGCCCCUUAUCAAAUAUGACUGUAAAUUACUAGUAUGUCAAAAGGGUAUCAUAUCCCCCAAUCCUUCAGAAUUAAUGGGGAAGAGGUAUUAUGAUGGGGUAAUGACCUAAGCUUAAAAAUAAUAUUAAUAGGUGAAAAUUUUGUUUUUACGUAAAAAAAGAAAAUAUUUUAUAAUUUUUUUUAUUUUUUUAAAUAAACCUACAUAUAUGCUGAAUCCUGCUUAUCUAGAUUCACCAAAAGGUUUUGUCAUGGUAUUGAUGCUAACGCGUUCUCAGUUGCCUUGAAAAAUAUCUUUUACAAUCUGCAGUCAAACCUCUUUAUCUCGAACUCGAUGUGGGUUAGAGAAAGGUUUGUGAUACCCAAAGAUUCGAGAUAUUGAGGUUAAAAUACAUGUAUAUAUUACAAUCGGAUGAGAUUUGCAAUUCACUGACUUAACCAUGGUAUUCGCGAUAUCGAUGUUCGAGAUACCGAAGUUCAACUGUAUUUCUAUAUAAUUCCUGGAAAGGCCAGCAUGCAUUAAAGUGCUUGAACUCUAAUGCAGUGCAUUUCUGAUGAUAAAAUUUGCCAUUUCAAUACCUGUUAUAUAUAUAAUAUUCUAAUCUGAGUUGGACAGGAAAGUGCAGCUGCAGUUAAUUAUUAAAUUUAACUGAACUGAUCUAAUGUCUGUAUAAAUUGUAUUGGUUUUCUUGUGCAUGUUUUUUUUUAACAUUUUGUAAAAAAAAAAAUAGAAUUAAAAUGUUUUUGUCAAAGAUUUUUUUUUUGAAAGCUAGAUAAGCUUGUACAUGUAGUGUUAGACUAUUUUGUUUUAUUUGACAUAUAAUGUAUCUGUGGUUUAUUACAUUAAAGAGGAAUAAAGGUUUUGAAAAAAAA
Saccostrea echinata is the source of this 5788-nucleotide messenger RNA. Its product is annotated as beta-hexosaminidase-like. Bases 156 to 2921 code for a protein of 921 amino acids. The record is from RefSeq and is a predicted model, not a curated record. Gene Ontology annotation, biological process: glycosaminoglycan metabolic process; carbohydrate metabolic process; ganglioside catabolic process. Gene Ontology annotation, cellular component: membrane. Lineage: Eukaryota; Metazoa; Mollusca; Bivalvia; Ostreida; Ostreidae. Gene Ontology annotation, molecular function: beta-N-acetylhexosaminidase activity; polysaccharide binding. The transcript is spliced from 12 exons.